UAAUUAAGUUAUAUAACAUGGUUCCAGUGUGCUCUAUGAAAAAUGACUUGUGUUUCUUAGAUACCAUAAAAUGCAAUGAAUUUUCAAUAACAUCCUCUGAUUGGUGUACACAAAGCAAUACACUCCUGCCUCUUUUUUAUGUAUUUUUAUUAUUAUUAUUAUUAUUUUAUUUAUGUAUUUUAUUUAUUUUCUCAUUUUAAUCCCAAAUAGGACAAUACAGAGUAACAAUCACUUGUCUAUGCCGGUUAAUAACAGGCAGGUUAAGUUUGAAUAAAAUCACAGGAACACUUUAAAGUGUAGGUCACACAUCCUUUCAUCAUAAUAUAACAUUGUUUCCUCCUCAAAUGGGUAGUUAACAUCUUCAGUAUUAAAGAAAUAUAUCAUGUGUUGGGCUGAUAUUUUUAAUUUAUGGCAAGAAACCUUGCUCAAAUCGAAAAUUCAAAAACUGUCCCAAUCACCCUAAUCUGAAUGGAAAACACAGAUCUUCAAAUGUAUCUACUUCAGAGGGUGAAUUCAGUCUAAUUGGGACAUUGGGACAUCCUAUCUUAUUAAAACACUUAAUCUCAAAUCAGUAGCCUAACUCUUUCAGUAAAUUGAAGAACAAAGGUAAAUGUGGAGCCCUUUGUUCAGUAACCUACUGUACAUUUCCUUUCUUUGAAAAUAUUUGAGUCGUUACUGUGUUUCACAACCCAGCUCACACAACACAUCAGCACAUCACAGCAGACACACUGGAGCAACAUGCCUCUCAACUGCGUCCGCUUCAACCUACAAGACCGUGAAAUAUAUAAACUGGACAUAGCAGGGCAAAAGAAGAAGAAAAUGGAAACUGGCAUAUGAAACAGUUUGUAAACUCGCGCAGGAUAUUUUAGUGAAAUGCAUCAGUUCGGACCAGUCGUGCUGAAAAGCUUCACGGAUUAUGAGCAUUACCUUUUUGACGCAUAUGCUUCUCAGUUCUGUCGGAAUGUUUUCGAGAGGGAAAUGCGAUGUGAAAUAUAAACGACUAGAGAGUGAAUCAGAAGAAAAGCCAUCUAAGAAGAAUAUCUGUGCAUUGAAGAUCUUUUAUUUGUUUUCCUUAUUAUUUUUGUUUAUCUUUAUUGUCUACAUUUAUAUACAAGAUUACUUUAAACAAGCACCUUAUGCCAAACCUAAAGACUCUGGCCUGCCAACUCAUCCUUCCUUACUCACUAAUUUACCAAUCCUCCAAACACCAAACAUCUCCACAUCCUCCAGUCCUCCGUCUGCAAAAGCGUGUGGUGUUCAAGUGAAAGACGGGCCUGUGAUUAAAGUCAGCCACCUUAACACAUACGUGAUUGGCUCUUACAUGGAGCAUCGUUUUGAUGAGAAACAGAUAAAGACGAUUGCCAUUGUUCGUCGAAAUGACCAGGCAACGUUCAGCUGUGUGAUUUGCUGCGACGGGACGACCGUGACAUUAUCAGCUCAAUACUCAAUUCAUAGUGACCACUUUAACUUUAAUUAUGGCACCGCUACCAUCACGUGCACUAUCAAAAGCACAUGUUUGACACCGACGCAUGUUGCAAUCACAGCCAGGGACGUCUCGGGGAGCGUAACAUCCUUCCAACCUAUUAUGAACAGAGACGUUCUAACAACCUUCCCGUAUGAGUUCACAAUCUGCAUCUCUGUCAUGUAUGACUACAAGAGUGUGCUGAAUCUAGUCCAGUCCAUGGAGAUGUUCAGACUGCUUGGUGCUCAAAGGGUGGUGAUAUAUAAAACCAACUGUGAUUCAGACACACAGAAGGUUCUGGACUAUUAUGAGAAUAAAGGUUUUGUGGAGAUCAUUCCGUGGACGAUUAAAAAGCACAUUAAAGUGUCUCGCGGCUGGAAUAUAAAUAAGUCGCCAGGUCAGCUGCAGUACUUUGGGCAACUCCCUGCGCUUAACGACUGCGUUUAUCGUUACAUGUACCAAAGUCGCUACGUGGCUCUACAUGACUUGGAUGAACUCAUUCUACCUUUCAAAGUAAAAACCUGGACGGAGCUGUUGCCUGAGCUUGAGACCAAGUACGGUUCUGAUGUGGGCUUUGAGUUUGAGAAUAACCAGUUCCCGUUCACUGCAAAGGCUCAUGCGGAUUAUGAGCAAGACAAAUGGAAAAACAUACAAGGAGUGAAUAUUUUCAAUUAUAUCGAUCGAGUACCCAACCUCCCUAAUGUUUUCAACAAUUACAAGAUUAUAGUAAAUCCUCGGCUGGUUCUGAAGACUACAGUCCAUGGCCUGCUGGAAAGUGUGAACGGAAGGUCCACGGUCUGGGUGAAUAAUGCCAUCGCUCGCAUGUACCACUUUAAAAACUUUACAUACCCAUCCAACACAAAUCUUGUAAGAGAUGAUCAUCUCUGGGACUAUGCUAAUGAUCUUAUACCGGCUGUUUCUAAAGUUCUACAGGCCUGUGGACUCAUUGAGGCCUAGAUUGUAGAUUCAUAGCGUUUCUACUGGGUGUGUCUCACACAUCCUGAAAAGUGAAGCUGCGGGCUCUUUGAUCGCCCCCUGGUGGCUGGCUGCAGUACAUGUCAUAAACCCCGCCCUCUCCAUGUAAAUGAAUGGGACUUCAGUCAAAAUAAAAAAAUUAAUUACACUUCCAAUACAAUUUUCCCGAAAUAUGGUUUUGAUCACUUAAGGUAGUUGUUAUCACGCUGAUAUAUGUUCAAUUGUUCGUUUUUGUGAUAAGUUUCAUUUUAGCUAGUAAUUGGAUGCUAUAAAAAAACUUAAACAUUUGAAAGGAUACUAUGCCAAAGUUAUUGCUUUCCUUAUUGAAACUGAUUUUUUUAUUUAUUUCUUUUUUCAUGAAUAUAUGGUUGACCUGAAGAAUGAAAGCUAUAUCAUACACUUGGAAAAUUAUGAGCUAUAUCAUGGCUUAUCAACACUAGGGGUGUGACAAUAUACUUAGAUCACGAGAUGAGACAAAAUACAGAUAAUUGGUUUACUAGAAUGAGACAAUUUUAAUGCUAUUUUUAAGAAAUUUUCAAUGACAAAAUAUUUGUCUUUUAAUUACAAAAAGUAAAAAUACAGUUUUAUUUUGAAAUAUUUUAACUAAUCUAUGGCUGUAACUAAUGAUUAUUUUGGUAAUCAAGUAAUCUACUGAUUAUUUUGACAAUUGAGUAAUCUGAUAUUUUUAUUAACACAAACAGACCUAAGUGAAAACCAGGCUGUAGUAUGAUUAUUUAUAUAUACUAAAUGAGGCAAUAAUAAUUGGCUCAAAUAAAAUAUCAAAACCAAGUAAUUACAUGGUUUUAUUGAACAACACAGUUAAAAUACAUAAUGUAAUAUGCCUAUACAUAAUAUCAGGGCCGUAACAACCAUAGACAUCGAGGGGGACAAGUCGAAGAUUGAAAACAUUGAAAGAGCGAGGUAUGGAAGCUGCAAAUCAUUUAAUGUUUGUCAACUGUUUUACGAUAGAAAUGUUAAAUGACCGACAGUUAUAUUCAGUGAAGAAAACUACUCGAAUUUUUUUCCUCAAAUAUGCCCAUUUUGAGAGAGAGGGAGAGAGAGAGAUUACAUGCCUGUGUUAAUGAUCUGCAUCUGUUUGUCUGUCCCUACAAACAAUGAAACUGUGAAUUUAGUUCUACUUAUAGGAAAUAUAUUUUUAUAUUUUUAUAUAUAUAUAUUUUAUAUUAUAUUAAAAUAAAAGUUGCGGGAUAGUGUUGACAA
Molecule: messenger RNA, 3658 nt
Organism: Onychostoma macrolepis
Lineage: Eukaryota; Metazoa; Chordata; Actinopteri; Cypriniformes; Cyprinidae
Exons: 2
Coding region: 917-2419 (500 amino acids)
Source: RefSeq, a predicted model, not a curated record